UGAAUCUUUAUUUUAUACAAAAGAACAGGUCCUCUUAACACUUCAUAACCCAGCUGCCAAAGUUUUAUCUAUAAAUACAUGUCAAAGUGCACCGCUUAACCUACAGAAAUUGAAAUUUCUUUUUCUUUUUCUUUUUUUUUCUCUUCUUUGAGUUAAUCUUCGUCUGCAGAAUUUUCAGCUUCAACCGUUUUCUUCUCUACUCAACCAAAUAGCCAAAAAACACCACUCAGAUCCGAAAUGGUUAUCCGAUUGCCAUCCAUGAUAACUACCGCAAAGCAAAUCCUGAAGAAGCAAUCUAAUAAUAAUGUACCCAAAGGUCAUGUCGCAGUUUAUGUUGGAGAAGCAGAAAGGAAAAGGUUUGUUGUUCCAAUAUCAUACUUGAACCAUCCUUCUUUCCAGGAUUUGCUUCAACAAGCUGAAGAAGAGUUUGGAUUCAGUCAUCCAAUGGGUGGUCUUACAAUUCCUUGCCAUGAAGAUGCCUUCAUUCAUCUCACUUCUAGGUUUCAUUCCUUGUGAAAGAUGAAGGAAGAAACAUAUACAAUACCAAUCUUGACGUUUUUUUUUUAUCACAAGAUUUUCUUCCUUCUUUUUCUUUUUUCUUUUUCCUUCUAUUCUCUUUUUCCCUCCUUUGAGAGUAUAUAGAGGAGGAUUGUGAACUACACAAAGUGGGCAGAAAAAAGUUUCAGUGCCUUAACUUAUUCACGCAAUUAAAAGGCAAAUUUCUUUUCUUUA
Ricinus communis (castor bean) is the source of this 732-nucleotide messenger RNA. RefSeq names its product auxin-responsive protein SAUR21-like. The transcript has a single exon. NCBI's taxonomy places the organism in Eukaryota, Viridiplantae, Streptophyta, Magnoliopsida, Malpighiales, Euphorbiaceae. Gene Ontology annotation, biological process: response to auxin. Bases 238 to 516 code for a protein of 92 amino acids. The record is from RefSeq and is a predicted model, not a curated record.